AUGUCUGAAGAACGUCCAACAGUAGACGAUAGGGAGCUGAACCUACUGGCUAUUAGUUUUAAGCCAGAAGCCUUCAUCCCUCAUGACCCCGAGGUGCGGUAUACUGCGUUAGAAACGCAUUUUGCCGCCCGUAAAGUGCGGCGCACGCGCUCCAAAUAUUUUCACGCAGUAGAGGCGAUCCCUAGUGACCGAAUGUCCGCCAUUGGGGAUAUUAUCCUUAAACCACCUGAAAAGGAUGCGUACGACGUUAUGAAGGCAGCAAUCCUUCAGUUCUACAGCCCCUCUAACGAGGAGAGGAUACGCCAGUUGCUGGCUCUUCACCCGAUCGGUUACACGACGCUAAGUAGGCAUCUGGCGCGUCUGCGCUCGCUAGCCGGCCCAGCAAACGCCCACUCUGGCAUUGUCUGA
Echinostoma caproni is the source of this 408-nucleotide messenger RNA. The record is from the annotation of a GenBank genome assembly. Lineage: Eukaryota; Metazoa; Platyhelminthes; Trematoda; Plagiorchiida; Echinostomatidae.